Molecule: messenger RNA, 1752 nt
Organism: Manihot esculenta (cassava)
Lineage: Eukaryota; Viridiplantae; Streptophyta; Magnoliopsida; Malpighiales; Euphorbiaceae
Product: receptor-like protein EIX2
Exons: 4
Coding region: 1-1752 (583 amino acids)
Molecular function (GO): protein binding
Source: RefSeq, a predicted model, not a curated record
AUGGGAACAUCAACUGUCAAUGUUAUUGAGAUUCUUGCCUUGCUCAUUCUACUUCAAAGCGUUUCCUCCUUCUGCAAUGGAGAUAAUUUCAAUGGAAGCUGUAUCAAGACUGAAAGAGAAGCUCUUGUGAAAUUCAAGUCAAGCCUCUUCAACAAUUCAAACUCAUUGCCUUCAUGGGAGGGAGAUGACUGCUGCAGAUGGCACGGAGUCAUUUGGAAUCCUUCAUUGGCAAUCCACAGCCUCCAUUUUCCAUCUUCUUUGAAAUACUUGAACUUGUCGUAUGUGCUCCUGGACAAGUGUGACAAUUGUGCUUUCCGAGGGUCUCUUUCAACUGAUAUCAGUAAUCUUAAUUCUCUUGCUUCCCUUAAUGCGGGUUUUAAUUCUUUGGAAGGCAACAUACCCAACACGUUGAACAGGCUUUGCAAUUUGAUUGAGCUACACUUGGGUUACAACAAGUUCAGCGGUGAGAUUUCCGGAACUUUUAGCAACUCAUCCGGUUGCAUCAAGAACAGUUUAGAGAAUCUGAUUCUUUUAAACAAUUCCUUUUCUGGUAGUAUUCCAGAUAAUUUGGGCCAAUUUAAACGCCUGAAAGGUCUUUAUCUUUCUAAAAACUCUUUCUGGGGUUCAAUUCCUGUAUCCAUUGGACAGCUUUACAACCUUGAAAGACUAGGUUUGAGUAAGAAUUCAUUGCAUGGGGAGGUUUCUGAACUUCACUUGUUAAACCUCAGAAGCUUGAUUGAGUUGAGUGUGGAUGGGAAUUCUUUAGUUUUUGAUAUUGAUCCCGAAUGGAUACCUCCUUUUCAACUUUCCUCGAUUGAUUUAUCAUCUUGUGAAGUAGGGCCUUCGCUUCCACAGUGGCUCAAGACACAAAAGCACAUUAGAUUUUUAGAAAUGUCUAAUGCAAGCAUCUCAGAUAACAUCCCUGACUGGUUUGAAAAUAUUUCUUCCAAUAUUGUAGGAUUGGAUUUAUCUUAUAAUCAGUUGUUUGGGACCUUGCCAACUUUCAGAAAACUGAACACACCUUAUGCUAACGAAUAUAGGAUCAUAUUGUUGAAAUCUAACCAGUUUGAUGGUUUUUUAACCUGUUCUCAUUUUGAUGCAACCAUAUUAGAUAUCUCCAACAACUUGCUCCACGGCCAGAUUCCCCAGAAUCUCAGUGAAAUGAUGCCAAGUCUGCAACUCUUAUCCCUCUCCAACAACUACUUGAAUGGUACCGUUCCAGCUACUUUAUGCAGGAGUGGAUCUUUACAAAUUCUUGAUCUUUCGAAUAAUCAUCUAUCAGGAAUAAUACCUUCGUGUUGGGGAAAUUUGCCUAGUUUAACUGUGAUUGAUUUUUCAAGUAAUAUGUUGAGUGGUGAUGUUCCAAUGUCCUUGGGUUCUCAAGAGUCGCUUGUUUCCCUGCAUUUGCAAAACAAUACUCUGCAAGGAAAGAUUCCAAUGUCAUUAAGGUAUCUAGAAUCCUUGGAGACUCUUGAUCUUAGCAUGAAUGCUUUUGAUGGUUUUAUUCCUUCAUGGAUAGGUGAGAGCCUAUCUUCUCUGAAAGUACUGAGUAUUCACUCUAAUAAAUUUGAAGGUGAGAUUCCUCUGCAGCUUUGCUACCUUGCUUCUCUUCGCAUAUUGAACUUGGCAAAUAACGUGAUGACUGGAACCAUACCUAAUUGUUUUGGCAAUUUUACUGCAAUUGCUAUGCAUGAGCAGAAAGGAUUUUUAGCUAAGAUUGAAGUUGGGAAGCUUGGAGACCCCGGAGCUUAA